This is a messenger RNA of Penicillium malachiteum, 1746 nucleotides long. RefSeq names its product Zn(II)2Cys6 transcription factor. The coding region runs from base 1 to 1746 and encodes 581 amino acids. The record is from RefSeq and is a predicted model, not a curated record. Gene Ontology annotation, biological process: regulation of DNA-templated transcription. The transcript has 4 exons. NCBI's taxonomy places the organism in Eukaryota, Fungi, Ascomycota, Eurotiomycetes, Eurotiales, Aspergillaceae. Gene Ontology annotation, molecular function: DNA-binding transcription factor activity, RNA polymerase II-specific; zinc ion binding.
AUGGUCUAUUGUGGCAAACCAAGCAAAGGCUGCGGGCAAUGCCGAUCCCGCAAGAUCCGCUGCGACCAGGCCCGCCCGGCAUGCUCGCAGUGCGUGAGAGCCAAGCGGGAAUGCCCCGGUUAUCGGGAUCAGUUAUCGCUCAUGUUUCGCGAUGAAAGCAAGUCGGUAAUACGAAAAGCGAAGGCGGAAGGGAAGGAGACAAAGAGGACCAGUCCACCUGCAUCGUCUAGCGUCGCCCCUCGAUCAAAACAGUCAUCAGAGCGAGCUCAUCGCAAAGCUUCCCCAGAAGGGAACUCGGCGCCCACGCUUGCCUUGGAGGUGGGGCCCGAUGUCCCGUUCGAUUUCGACAAUGAUCCACACUUUCAGUAUGCGCUGUCGAGAAUAUCAAGUCUAGAUAGCGUGCCAAUGGAAGUACAGCCAGCAGGAAUGACACAGGAAGAUGCGAUUUGUUAUUUCAUGCAGAGCAAUUCGUUUCCGGGCGCGUUUUGGAUGUCGGAUUACAUGGCCAAUUUCUUGAAACAAUCCGCCGGCGGACCUGCGAGUGUCCGAGCACUCCGAGCAAGCAUGGGCGCUGUUGCAUCCGCCAUGCUAUGUCGGGUAAGAAGAGAGGUCUCACUGAAAGAAGUCGCUCGCAAGUCAUAUGGUUCUGCACUUGAACUUUUAAACUCCGCCUUGGCCAAUCCAGAAGAAGCAAAGUCUAACCAAGCGUUGGGGGCCGUCGUGCUUCUUGCUAUAUACGAGAUUGUUGUUUCGCGAGCCCCGCAGGAUAUUGCUCUUUGGACUAACCAUAUAUCUGGUGCUACUGCCCUGCUUGAACUGCGAGGCCCUGAUCAACUAAAGAACGAAGCCGGUCUUCGUCUGUUCCUGCACUUGCGCUAUCAAAUUAUCAUCAGCUGUAUGCAGCGAGACGCCCGCGCUCAUGGAAACCGAUUGAUUAUGAUCAUCGGUCGCAUCUCUAACCUCAGAGCCGACAUUAUCUCCGGUGCACUCAACGAUGAUCAGGAGAUUAUUUCGCAAGCCUCGGCGAUCGAGGCUUCAUUAAUAGCCUGGCUCGCAGCCUUACCACCCGUAUUCACCUACGAAACUCACACGAGAUCUCGCUUCGAUUAUGGAUUCGACAAUCGCUGUCGUGGAAUGACUACUCUUGAUGAUCAGUAUCAUGUAUACCCAACACUGUGGUCCUUCAACACAUGGAGUCAGUAUCGAUGUGCACGUAUCAUCAUCAGUGAAAUUCUCUUAACACAUAUCCGACAAAUGUCCGACGCAUCUUCGAUGAGGUCGUUAUCCGAGGAAUUUCGACAGCAUUGCAAAACACUUCGAUCAAACAUUAGUCGCCUUGCCCUUGACAUCUGCCGCAGUGUACCAUAUGCUUUAGGCGCCCAUCGCCCCGAGUAUGACUCCACUAUGCCAGCACCUGAUAGCUACAUUGGUGGCCUUGUGUUACUGUGGCCGUUGUAUAUUGCCGGAACUGCGGAGAAUUCCUACCACCCACUGCGCCGGUGGGUAGUGCAAUGCUUACGUUGGGUUGGUUAUACCUAUGGACUGGAUCAGGCCUUAGCGCUCAUGGAUAUUGUCGCUGCUGACCCAGGUAUUCUGCACGGAGGUACCGAUGCGGAAAUAGAGCAGAGCCGCAUUACUGAUGAACCCGUAUCAGGCGUUUCUAGUUCACGAGCUGCUGUGGCAAUUGCCAAUUCUACCAGCGCUUUCAAUAACAUGUCCCCUGCUGCAAGAAUUGAGAGCAUUUGA